Messenger RNA from Punctularia strigosozonata HHB-11173 SS5, 828 nucleotides. RefSeq lists its product as uncharacterized. NCBI's taxonomy places the organism in Eukaryota, Fungi, Basidiomycota, Agaricomycetes, Corticiales, Punctulariaceae. The coding region runs from base 1 to 828 and encodes 275 amino acids. The record is from RefSeq and is a predicted model, not a curated record. The transcript is spliced from 2 exons.
AUGCUACCAACCACAGAAUCCAAAGACUCGUAUGUGCUCGUGCACGGAGACCCGCCAUCGCCGACUCCAUUCGGCGCCGACGAUGACACCCCGUCUGUCCCCUCCAAGCCUGACCUUGCCAAGAUCCUCUCCUCCGCUCACGGGCUUCAAGCGCAGCUCGAAGCGCUGGAAGCACAGAGCAACUGCGUCCAGUUCCACAUCGGGCUCAACACGGAGCGCCACGCCGACCUCAAAGCCGAGCUAGAGCACCUCCAGAUGCGCGAAAAGCACCAGAAAGAGGUCACCAAGCUCCUCCUACUCGACCUCGCCCGUCUCAAGUCCAACCCCAGCUCCCUGGCCUUACCCCUCCCCGCGCCGGCCCCCGGUGAAUGCCGCUGCUCCCUCCUCGCCGUUCCGCUCUCCCAACCCUCUGCCUCUUCUUCCUCCUCGUCUUCAUCCACCUCACGCCCGGGGCCGAUGCUCGAGCGCAUGAACACGCUCAAGCUCAGAUCGCUCGGCAAACGGAUCUGGUCCUCGGCGAAAAAGGACGACCCCGCGCGCCUCUCGCUCCGCAAGAAACGCUCCGCGCUCAGCCUCCGCCUCCGGCUCGCGCGCACGCCAUCCACGUCGGACGACGCGCACGAGAAGAAUUUAAAGACGACGCGCCGGCGCCGCGCGAGCUCGGCUGCGUCCAUGGGCAAGGCGGGGUCUACGAGGAAGGCGGCGGCGCUGGACAUCAAGCCGGUGGAAGCGCUGAAGGAGGCGUGCGCGACGCCGAACGGGGGCAAGAUCUCGAAGGCGACGUGGAAGACUGCGAUUAACAGGCGGCGGGAGGACGUCGCUGCAUGA